UGAAGUAGAUGCUACCUGGGCUCAAACCAGGGACCCUCUGCACACAUCAACAGCAGCCACCCUCGAAGCAUCGUUACCAAUCGCGCCACAAAAGCCUCUGCAAGGGUAACAACUACUUCAAGGUCUCAGAGCGAGUGACGUCACUGAUUGAAACACCAUUAGCGCACACCUCCGCUAACAAGCUAGCAUUUUCACAUCGGUUACACCGGCACACCUUCAUCUCUUAGAUCUCCACCCAAAACGAAUAGCAGCAGUUUUAGGCAGUCUGAGGAGGAAGUGGCAUGAAUCACAGACAUUUAGAAAAAUAAACACUCAGUAUAAAAACAGACUUGGUUCCUGGACCCCAGUCAGUCACUGUGCUGGAUGCCACCAAGACCAGACAAGAUGGAAAUCACAGGUUUACUGCUCCUUGUGGUGGUUGCUCAGUCAUUUGCUAUGCCUCUGUCAUCACCGGAGGAGACUGACAAGUGGCUAUUAGCCGAGAAAUACCUCCGCAGGUUCUACAACCUUCGAGCUGGACUUCAGGGAACCCCGACCCACAGGUCGUCAGACGCCAUGCAGGCUAAGGUCAGGGAGAUGCAGUCCUUCUUCAACCUCCAAGUGACGGGGAGCCUGGACACUAACACCCUGGAACUGAUGAGCAUGGCCAGGUGUGGUGUCCCUGACGUGGGGGAAUACAACCACUUCCCCCGACAUCUCAAAUGGCAGAACACCAAUGUGACCUUCAGAAUAGUGAAUUAUACUCCUGAUCUGAUGAAGGCAGAUGUGGACAGAGCUAUCCAUAAUGCCUUAAACAUCUGGGCUGAUGUCACGCCUCUGACCUUCAAGAAACUGCACGAGGGGAAGGCUGACAUCAUGAUAGCAUUUGGGACAAAAGAACAUGGAGACUUCAACCCCUUUGACGGCCCUGACGGUCUCUUAGCCCAUGCCUAUCCCCCUGGCAGAGACAUUGGAGGAGACACACACUUUGAUGAAGAUGAACAUUGGUCAAUAGACUCAGAUGCCUACAACCUUUUCCUGGUCGCCACUCAUGAGUUUGGCCAUGCCCUUGGCUUGUCCCAUUCUUCUGAUCCUGGAGCUCUGAUGUACCCAAUCUACUCCUACAGCCAGGGUUAUCCACUGUCUGAGGAUGAUAUCACCGGCAUUCAAGCUCUUUAUGGCCCGAACCCCAAUGACAGCAAAGUGAAGCCCAAGCCAGAUGCCCCAAACAAAUGUGACCCCAUGUUGAGUUUUGAUGCUGUCACUGAGCUCAGAGGAGAAACAAUCAUCUUCAAAGACAGGUUCUACUGGCGUCUCCAUCCUCAGUUUGCAGAGCCUGAGCAAACCCUGAUCAAAUCCACCUGGCCCUCCCUCCCCAACAAAGUGGAUGCUGCCUAUGAGUACCCUGAGAAAGACAUGGUCUUCAUAUUCAGUGGUAUUAGAAUGUGGGCCCUGAACGGCUACAGCCUAGUGGAGGGCUACCCCAAAUACAUCCAUAAACUGGGACUCCCCAAGACCGUGCGGAGGGUGGAUGCUGCUGUGUACAUCCCAGACACCGGCAAGACCCUUCUGUUCUCUGAAGAGCAGUUCUGGAGUUAUGAUGAGAAGACUAACACAAUGGACAGUGGCUUCCCAAGAUCCAUUGAGAUGGAUUUCCCUGGAAUGGGAGAUGAGGUGGAUGCUGCCUUAUAUAAAUAUGGAUAUUUGCAUUUCUUCCAUGAACAUACACAGUUUGAAUACAGCUACAGUGCAAGGAAGGUCAUUCAGAUUGUUAGGACAAACUCCUUUCUCAACUGCUGAUCCACUGGUGGAGAACUACUGUUAUUUUAUGGGAAACGUACCAACAGGUCAUUUGUGCUGGACACCUGUGUGUUAUUGUUAUUUGUAACUCAUCUCAAAGUACGCUGGAAAACUGCAUGUAAAAUGCAUGUCUGAAGACUAAAGAAGGUGUAAUAUUUAUUGGGAAUGGGAAAACGGGUUGGCUUAUGCAUCGAACAAAUGCGGAAACCACUAUGCAGGGUCUUGCUUUAGGGUAUCAGAAAAUGUGCAUCAUAUUCACAUGACUUGUUAUAGUAUUGAAGGGUGGGAUAGAAACCACUCUGAUAUACUUUAGAAUACUGUAAUUGCAUUUCUCUCUGUAUGUAAAUGUUACUUGGGGAAGUUACAGUAAUGUGUUGCAGAUCCACCAAUAGGUGGCAUUCAAGGACACCAAAUCUAGAGUACGAGCUAAUGCUUUUUAUGGACUGUGAAUGUUUUUACUACGAAUUUUAAUGACACAUUUUCAUGAAUAAAAUAAUACGUGCAAAUGG
This is a messenger RNA of Oncorhynchus nerka (sockeye salmon), 2288 nucleotides long. Its product is annotated as collagenase 3-like. Gene Ontology annotation, molecular function: metalloendopeptidase activity; zinc ion binding. The transcript is spliced from 11 exons. Lineage: Eukaryota; Metazoa; Chordata; Actinopteri; Salmoniformes; Salmonidae. Gene Ontology annotation, cellular component: extracellular matrix. The record is from RefSeq and is a predicted model, not a curated record. Gene Ontology annotation, biological process: collagen catabolic process; extracellular matrix organization; proteolysis. The coding region runs from base 364 to 1779 and encodes 471 amino acids.